AUGUUGGACCGGUCCAGGAUAUUGAAAAUAAAUAGUAGAAACAGCGAAGAAAUCAGAUGCAGAUCGAUCUUGCGCACCACUGCCGGCAGUCAGCAUCACACGAUUACCCCAGUAGUAUGGAACCACUGUGUAUUCUUACGGCGCUUCUCCAGGGCCCGUUCUUCCUCCGGAGUCAACCCCUCGAACGAUUCAUCCACCAAGUCCAAUGGCUUCCCAGUGGACUCGACAUGGCGAGAUGAUGCUUUGUUGUCAAUCUCUGCCAUGCUGUCAGAUGAUGUUGGUAUGUACUGCCGGGGCUACAACAGCCGAUAUCGGAACAGUAUCAAGGGCCAAGGCCACCAGGGGUGGCUAAGAACGAAAAUUGAUUUUGGGGUAAAGAUGGGCAGAUUGUAA
This is a messenger RNA of Aspergillus luchuensis, 393 nucleotides long. RefSeq lists its product as uncharacterized. The transcript has a single exon. NCBI's taxonomy places the organism in Eukaryota, Fungi, Ascomycota, Eurotiomycetes, Eurotiales, Aspergillaceae. The record is from RefSeq and is a predicted model, not a curated record. The coding region runs from base 1 to 393 and encodes 130 amino acids.